This is a messenger RNA of Fusarium sp. VM40, 531 nucleotides long. The record is from the annotation of a GenBank genome assembly. Lineage: Eukaryota; Fungi; Ascomycota; Sordariomycetes; Hypocreales; Nectriaceae.
AUGGCUGCAAGUUCUGCCCCAGCAGCUUCGCUAUUGAAGCGACAGCUCAAAGAGAUGCAGGCUGGUAAGGAUAUUCCUGGCAUCUCAUGCGGCCUCGUCAAUGACAACAACAUUUUCGAGUGGGAAGUUAUGCUCAUGAUUAGCGAUGACUGCAAGUACUACGGCGGAGGCAACUUUCGAGCCCGUCUAUCGUUCCCGCCGAGCUAUCCUCACAUGCCUCCCUCUCUUACCUUCCAGGACCCGAUUCCCUUCCACCCAAACAUCUACGAGAACGGCAAGCUGUGCAUCUCCAUCCUCCAUCCUCCCGAGGAAGACGAGUACGGCUACGAAGCUGCUUCCGAACGCUGGAGUCCUGUCCAGACGCCUGAGACGAUUCUGCUCAGCACUAUCAGUCUCUUCCACAGCCCCAACGACGAGAGCCCUGCCAACGUCGAGGCUGCGCGCAUGCUGCGUGAGGAGAGAGAGGGCAAGCACAAGGAUUUCCGAAGACGUUGCAGGAAGUGCGUGAGGGAGAGCUUGGGAGAGGAUUAG